AAGAAUCAGAUGAACACUUAUAUAAUUUCUCUCAAGAAGAAUCAGAUGAAUACUUAUAUAAUAAUUUUUUUCAAGAAUCAGAUGAAUUAUAUAAUAAUUCUUCAGAUACUUCAGCAAAUUUUAAAAAUAUUGCUGAUGAAGCUAAUAAUUCAUUUGAAGGAUAUAAUAGCGAUUAUG
Dentiscutata erythropus is the source of this 177-nucleotide messenger RNA. The record is from the annotation of a GenBank genome assembly. NCBI's taxonomy places the organism in Eukaryota, Fungi, Glomeromycota, Glomeromycetes, Diversisporales, Gigasporaceae.